GAGUUCCGGCAAAAUCCGCGAAAACACGCUUUAAACUUUGAACUUUAGAUAUCUUGCAUGAAUUAUGUCUCUCUCGUAGUACGUAGUCUGGUACUGUAAUGGGAAUUCGUUCGUUUAAGAUAAUCUCGCAGACGUUUAUGACAAAACUUUUAAAUCUAUAGCGUAUUGUGCGACAUGUCUGUAGCUGAGAGGAAUAACAUAACAGAAACAUGGGAGUCCAUAGACUACGAGCCCUCACUUCCUGUUUCAGAGAAGUCCAACCCGCUGAGCCGGGACUUAGACAGAGCUUCGGCCAAUCAGAUCGUGAGAAUCCUCCAGGCCUGUGAUAUGCAAAUGUUUGAAAAAGAAGACUCCAAUGGCCAAUACCAGAGGAUUUUGAGUGACAGUGUGUUGAAAAGUGUGAUGGAAGUUGCCCUAAGAGUGGAAGAAAUUCUCAAGAAUCCAGAAAACAGUCUCAUAGUGCUCAGUGGAUGUGGAACUUCUGGUCGACUGGCUUUUCUCAUUACGAGAUGUUUUAACAAAGCACUGAAGCAAUUGAGCAAGCAGUCAGUAUAUACCUACAUUAUUGCAGGAGGAGACAGGGCUCUUUUCACCUCAAAAGAAUCACAUGAAGAUGACCCUAAAAUGGGCAUGCUUCAUCUAAAGGAGGUCUGUGAAGGAAAGAAGCAUGUCUUGUAUAUUGGAAUUUCUUGUGGAUUAUCAGCUCCAUUUGUGGCCGGUCAGCUUGACUUUUGCCUUCAGCAUCUCAACAUUUACACGCCAGUUCUGAUCGGCUUUAACCCUGCAAAUCAGACUAGAUCUGACCCAAUGCAAGGCUGCACAUUCACUUUCUAUGACGUAGUGCAGAGGAUGCAGGAGGCAGCGACACACCAGAAGGCUUUCAUCAUUAACCCUGCAGUGGGGCCUGAAGCCCUCAGUGGCUCCUCCAGGAUGAAAGGGGGCAGUGCCACUAAGAUCCUUCUCGAGGUGAUCCUGCAGGCGGCUCACGGUGCUGCCUUUGCACACCGCCCCAUCACUCCACAGUCUAUACACGAUCACAUGGACGUCUACGUUAAAUGUUUGGAUCUAACUUAUGCACAACCUGAAUACAUGGCUACGAUGAUAAAAUCCGCAGGAGAAAGUUUACAAAGCGGUAGACAUGUGUGCUAUCUCGGAUGGGACAGUCUGGGUAUACUUGGCUUGAUUGACGCCAGUGAGUGCAUCUCUACAUUUGGAGCAGACUAUCAUGAUAUUCGAGGUUUUGUCAGUGGAGGGUUCAGCGCGUUGGACAAUAAUGAAGGACCACUCACUUCUCUGGUCUCAAACUAUCGCAUUUCUCAUGAAGACUUCUUGAACAACGUCCUGCCUUCACUGAAUGACAAAGAUACUGUCAUUUUACUCUACACCGAGUUUGAUGACCAAAGUGAAGUCUCUGAAAUAUCAGCCAGAGUGAGAGAAAAGAACUGCAAGCUCCACAGUAUUGUUCAUUGCUCCGAAAAUGGUUCUGCUGUUGAAAAAAAAGUCGAGAUCAAUAGUUUAACUGGUUCAGACAGUUUACAGAGAAUGCAAUGGGAGCUAACUACUAAACUAACAUUAAACGCAAUUAGCACUGGUGCACAUGUUCUGAAGGGAAAAAUUUACCAAAACUACAUGAUUGAUCUGCAAGUCACCAACAGCAAACUGUACCGACGGGCCGCGCGACUACUACAGAAAUUCUCUGGUCAAACUGAGAUUCAGUGUCACGAAGCCUUACUGAAAGCUAUUUAUGAAGUGGAAGAAUUGAAUGACAGCAUCAAACUGAAGAAUAUCUUUGCCCAUACAAAAAUCGCUUCAAAAAGAUCCAAGAUUGUUCCUCUGGCACUGGUGUGUCUGCUCACUGGCUGCUCAUUGGUGGAGGCGGGAUCGAGUCUGGAGAAUCAGCCAAUCAUAAGAGAUGCAGUAACAGCAUGUCUAACACAGAACAAACAUCAGAAUAUAAAAAAUAAUUGAGUAUAUUUUUUAUAUUUUUUGCUAUCUGUGACCAAAUGGGGAGUGAAAACAGCCUAUAAGCACAGUCUUGCAUUGUAGGUAGUAAUUACAAAUACAUAAUCAGUAGUUUUUGGAGUAGUAGUAGCUUUAAAACACAGUGGAGCACUUCCUGAAUUACCACGUGACAUCACAGGGUGGUGAAUGAGAAAAACGUGAUUAUAACAGUUAUAACAGAUUAGAAAAAAGCGCAGUAUAAUAGUAGUAGCAGUGUGUUCAAAGAUAUCAAUGGAUUUCAGAUUGAUCAAAAAAGUUCUUCUAUCUGAAUGGCAAAGUCCUCAAAAUGGCACCUUUAAACAAGAAGCUGAAACCUAUUAUGUCAAUAUCAAGGUAUCUAUAGCCUAAUCAAUAAUAAUUUGUCUCUACAGGUGGAUUUAUACCAAUAUUUAGAAUUUUAGAUUAUAAACAAUAAUAUCUCUCUUGAUACAGGCAGGUAGCAGAUCCUCCAGCAGAAAACAAUGGUUACAUAGUGAAUCUUUAAAUAAAUUGACCUUUAAAUGAAACUGUUGCGGUGUGAUUUGGUGGAAGAGGUCGUGCGUGAUGUAAACCAGCCUCAAUCCCUCUCACAGAUUAGUGACGUGUGCAGCAGUGUCUCUAGACCAGAUCAGGGACCUUCAAAGCACAGCUAAUAGAGAUUCAACAGCACAGACAUAAAGUACAUGCAUUUUAAAUAUAUGCCAGCCUAAAUUUUAAAGCUGAACUAUGUAACUUUUUGGUUGUUGGUCCAUUGCUCUGCCCAGAAUGUUCCACAGUAUGGCAUUAAACAGAUCUACCUCACAUUUAUUGAGUUAUAAGAGGUUUUACAGCUCAAAAAGACCUAGAAAAACAUGCAUUCUGACUGUGAGCGGGGUCGCCUCUCCACAGAUCUGACCUGUAACUUGGUCUGGUUUGGGCUCCAUGGAGAUAGAAAGGUUUAAUACCAUUCUGUGAAUCAUUCCAGGCAAAGCAAUAACAUUUCCAUGGAAAAAAAAAAAGCAUUUGACGGACCCUCCCAACAGAAAAGUUACACAAUGCACCUUUAAUAUAAUUUAAGUUUUUCACUUUUCACAUUAAAGGGGUCAUUCUGGAGUCAAAUUAUGGGUAAUACUUUUUCUGUAUUAUUAUGGUAGGCAAAAUACUUUAAUUAGCAGUCGUUUUUCAAUUUGAAAAUAGUAGAAGCAUGGUAUACCGGUAGUAAUAGAAAAGUAUUAUUUGAAAGAUUAGUAGUAGCAGUAGUAGUAGUUGUAGUAGUAGUAGUAAAGCAAUAUUUAGAGCAGCGGUGUCAAACUCAAGUCGUGGGCGAAACUAAAUAUUUAUUGAAAAAUUUCAACAACGUCUGCAUGUUUUCUCUUCUUUAGAGAUAUGUAAUGUUAAACCUAAAAUUAAUUAAAUUAAAUAAAUAAAUAAUUAAAAUAAA
Boleophthalmus pectinirostris (great blue-spotted mudskipper) is the source of this 3400-nucleotide messenger RNA. It is a transcript of the gene gckr, whose product is annotated as glucokinase (hexokinase 4) regulator. The record is from RefSeq and is a predicted model, not a curated record. Bases 175 to 1968 code for a protein of 597 amino acids. The transcript is spliced from 19 exons. Lineage: Eukaryota; Metazoa; Chordata; Actinopteri; Gobiiformes; Gobiidae. Gene Ontology annotation, biological process: carbohydrate derivative metabolic process; negative regulation of glucokinase activity; response to fructose. Gene Ontology annotation, cellular component: cytosol; nucleoplasm; mitochondrion. Gene Ontology annotation, molecular function: fructose-6-phosphate binding; carbohydrate binding; enzyme inhibitor activity.